Messenger RNA from Helobdella robusta, 807 nucleotides. RefSeq lists its product as hypothetical. The transcript has a single exon. The record is from RefSeq and is a predicted model, not a curated record. Lineage: Eukaryota; Metazoa; Annelida; Clitellata; Rhynchobdellida; Glossiphoniidae. Bases 1 to 807 code for a protein of 268 amino acids.
AUGAGCAAUUCAAAGUACAAUAAGUACCCUUACAAAUACUUUGAAACGAAUCACACAUUUCAGUAUCUUUUUUGGUCAACAGAAAAUUUAAACAUUAAAAUGGAAAUCGCUAUAAUGUUGAACGUAAAAUCGUUUGUUAAAGCGACAGUUAAGGAACGUGUGAGAAUAUUCAAAGAAAAUGAACUAUCCAAACAGCAAGCGGCUUACAAAGACUUCAUGAUCAAAAGUAAUGAAAAGUACAACUUAUCUUCAGACGAUAUUGAAUGCUUAGCGAAUAUUUUAACGUCUGAUGAAGAUCAUUUUGAUGAUUUGAAACGUUUGGAGACAUUGCAAACCCUAACGAUCGGGGAAAAGUACGAUUUGAUUGAAAACGCUCAAAAAUUAUACUACGAUAAUCUUCCGAAAUACAUUUCAUGGGAAAAUGAGAAAACAAAUUUCAACUGUAUCUACAACGAUAUAAACUUCAUAUGCAGCCUUAAGCAUAACGACACAUAUUUCUCGUUGCUGAGACUUAAUCACACCUACAAACUGCCCUACCUAAAAGAGAAAUUUAUAGGCGGGGAAUGCCAAAUAUGUCUGGAGAAAUUUUUAGAGAUGUCUUUCGUCUCCAAACUGAGAUGUAAGCAUUCGUUUCAUCAGAAGUGUUUAAAAAUUUGGUUGCUGGAAAAAGAGAGUUGUCCAAGUUGUAGGAGUAGGGUGAUUAAGAAUAUGCGAUUUGAAUCUUUUUAUAAUGAGAGUAUUAAAGAUGAUGGAAUUGUAGAACUUUCGAUAAUUUUAUAUACUGAAGCAACUCGUUUAAAAUGUUGA